This is a messenger RNA of Dermochelys coriacea (leatherback sea turtle), 2156 nucleotides long. Its product is annotated as zinc finger protein 239-like. Gene Ontology annotation, biological process: regulation of transcription by RNA polymerase II. NCBI's taxonomy places the organism in Eukaryota, Metazoa, Chordata, Testudines, Dermochelyidae. Gene Ontology annotation, cellular component: nucleus. The record is from RefSeq and is a predicted model, not a curated record. Bases 420 to 1823 code for a protein of 467 amino acids. Gene Ontology annotation, molecular function: DNA-binding transcription factor activity, RNA polymerase II-specific; RNA polymerase II cis-regulatory region sequence-specific DNA binding. The transcript is spliced from 4 exons.
CGGCGCCCGGGAUCGAGCAGGGGAUCGGGGCCGGGCUCCCUGCACUAGGAGGGGCGGCGGCUGCAGCCUCUGCGGCAGAGUCUCCCUGCUGUCCUAGAGGGGCUGGGCACUGCCCUCUGUCCCCCGCCCGCCAGCAGAGGGGCCUCCCCGGAUCCCCGCCCGGGCACAGCCUCCCUGCCCCCCAGAGGGCCUGGCUCUCCCCCAGGGCAGGGAUGGUGCCAUGGGAGACGCCUGUCUCCUUCUCACCCAGCAGGACCCUGCCCGCCCAGGCUGCCCUGACUUCCUGGGUGGAAGAGCCCAGGGCUGAGAGGAUGGGCAGAUGCCUCUGGGUUAACUGGCAACAGUGUAGUGCCCAAGCGCCAUGAGAUGAUAAACCCCUGAACAGACGGCCGGGGUAGCGGUGGGCUUGGAGUCUCCAAAUGCAGCCUGGCUGCCUUCCUGGAGGCUCCGUGCAGGUGUGUGGGAUGUACCCCUUAUGCACUGCCCGGGGGCUCCGGCCCCCCGGCCCUGUUCCAGAAGCUGAAGGAAAAAGUGAGAUUGUUAAGAAAUACCCUCGGAUGAAACCAAAGCAACCUCUGGUCGAGUGUGAGGCUGGACGGGGCCAUGGGACCAGCUCGUCCGGCCUGGCAUGUGGAGCGGAAAGUGGGGAGGCCUCUCCCAGCCCGGGUGGCGUGACCUGCCUUCGUGACGCGUCAGGGAGCAACAUGGCUGCCCUCAACUCCCAGAUGGAGUGCGGGGAGGAGCUGCAGGUCCCGGAUCCCCAGGACUGUGAGGAAGGGGAGAUGCCACGUGGUGCCAGCCCAGCAGAUGACCGGGCGAGCAAGGAGGGGGCUGCCCAGCUGGACGGGACACCCAAAGGAGCCCAGCUGGACGUUUGCCAGCACUCAGAGCGGGUUGGGAGCCUGCGCCGGUCGGGAAGGAGAAGCGGCUCUGGGCAGCAGCCAGAGACCCCCACCGAGCCAGUCCCCCAGCCCCGAGGAGCUCAGCAGCGCUACGUGUGCGCCGAAUGUGGCCGCGGCUUCGCCGUGAGCGCCCGCCUGGUGAAGCACGAGCGGACCCACACCGGGGAGCGCCCCUUCGCCUGCGCUGAGUGCGGCAAGCGCUUCACCCAAAAUGCCAACCUGGUGCAGCACCGUCGCACCCACACCGGGGAGCGCCCCUUCUGCUGUGGCGACUGUGACCGGCGCUUUGGCACCAAAGCCGACCUGGCCCGGCACCGCCAGUCCCACACCGGGGAGCGCCCCUUCCGCUGCGCCGAGUGCGGCCAGGGCUUCAGCCAGAGCUCCAACCUGCUGCGCCACCAGCGCUCCCACACCGGGGAGCGCCCCUUCGCCUGUCAGGACUGCGGGGCCGCCUUCGCCCGCAGCGCCCACCUGGCGGCUCACUGCCGCACCCACACUGGCGAGCGCCCCUUCCGCUGCGGGCAGUGUCGGGAGCGCUUCGCCCAGGCCACCGCGCUGAUCCAGCACCGCCGGCUGCACACGGGCGAGCGCCCCUUCGAGUGCUCCGACUGCGGCAAGGGCUUCACCCGGGCCGCCACCCUGCAGCACCACCAGCGCCUGCACGCCGGCCAGCGCCCCUUCCCCUGCCGGGACUGCGGGGCCACCUUUGCUGCCCACGCCACCCUCCGCCAGCACCGCCGCAGGCAUUCCGGGGAGGCGCCCUUCCGCUGUGCCGAGUGCGGGCGCCGCUUCGCCGUCAGUUCCGCGCUGCUCCGGCACCAGCACGUCCACACCGGGGAGCGGCCGUUCACCUGCCACGAGUGCGGCACCGGCUUCAGCCAGAGCUCGGCGCUCGUCCGCCACCAGAGACUCCAUGACUAGGGCUUGGCAGUCCCAGGCCCGGCAGCAGCAAGCCAGGGUGCAACCCCUGGUGGGAGCGGGAGGCUCCGGGCCCUGCUGGGAGAAGGGUGCCACGGGGGGCCUGUACGAGUGGGUGAGGGGAAGGUGCUCUGCGGAGGUGGGUUAAUUCAGCUGGAAUAAACAAGCCCACAGGGUCUGUGGCGUUAACGGGACCCUGUCGCUGCCCAGUGCUAAGCAGUUCCACUUGGUUUGGGGUUCCAGUCCAGAGACCCCGCCUUGCUGAGCCCAUAUGGGGCUGAUGUCCCAGCAAACAUCUCCUUAGCUUUCGAUUAAAGCUACCGAAAAGAGCGCUAA